UGUAUCCAAAAUUCAAUUGCAAAUGGCGUCUUUUAUUGAAUAGAACCUUAAGUAUUGAACAGCUUGGUAUGGCAGAAAAACAGUCUUCAGUGGUACAGCGAGCUUUUACUUCAGUUACGGAGACCGUGUUUCCGGGAUCACAAAGUUUACGACACGUUCUCAAAGAAAAGAAUUUGGGCUCUGGAACGGAACUGGUGUCUGAUCUUCUGUUGCAAAUGUGUUUGUAUUUCAACUCGUAUUUCUCAUUGUUUUGGUUUUUUUCAAGCAUAACAAUGCUCGUUACCAAGUACAAAUAUCUCGCUUCGUACUACAAGUUUAUCCUGAUUGUGAUCUAUAUUAUUAUGGUUGUCGUGGAAAUGAUCCGAUUGUAUCUUGGCAACGUAGGAAAUCUUAAUGAAAAGGUUCCUGAGCUCGCUGGUUUUUGGCUUCUUACGCUUCUUUUACAACUACCACUAACUUUGCUACUUUUAUUUAACGAAGCGGCGAUUGUGUUACCCCUUGAACGAGCUGUUCAUAUUGUCAUGGCAAUAUUCGUGAUUUUAGAAGUUGUACAAGGCUAUAGGGUCAUCAAUAUGCUCACACGAAACCAGAUAUCAAAAUUUCAUCUUCGUCAUUUGGAAGAUUUUGUCGAAUUAGAGGACUUUCCGGGGGGAAGGGAAGAAACAGACGUCAUAUUAGCACCUCAGAGAUAAAACUGCGAUAUGAAAAUUCAUGUUGUUUUUUUUAUUUUAUCUAUUUAGUAUGUUUAAAAAUUAUUUAUGUCAUGUAAAAUAGGACGUUCAUACGGCACGAAGUAUCACCGUCCAAGUAAGAUAUAGGUUUGUAAUGUUUCCGUUGAGCAAAUAUAGCCAUUCGUAUUGAAUGUA
Molecule: messenger RNA, 866 nt
Organism: Xenia sp. Carnegie-2017
Lineage: Eukaryota; Metazoa; Cnidaria; Anthozoa; Malacalcyonacea; Xeniidae
Product: transmembrane protein 17B-like
Exons: 4
Coding region: 69-692 (207 amino acids)
Biological process (GO): non-motile cilium assembly
Cellular component (GO): ciliary transition zone
Source: RefSeq, a predicted model, not a curated record